AUGUCUGGUCAUCAAGAUAACCGCGAGGCUGGCUCCAACGCCGAUGAGCUCGCUGACAACCUCAACAACCUCAGUAUGGAUGGAACGCAGGAGCGCCUUGGCCCUGAUGGCGAACCUCUUCCCAAGACCGAUGAAGAGUACGCCGAGUCUCAACUAACCCUUCGUGCUAUUGUAUCCUCAAAAGAAGCUGGUGUAAUUAUUGGCAAGGGCGGCAAGAACGUCGCGGAUCUCAGAGAUGAGACAGGUUGUAAGGCUGGUGUCAGCAAGGUUGUACAAGGUGUUCAUGACCGUGUUUUGACUAUUGCUGGUGGUUGCGAAGCCAUCUCAAAGGCAUACGCAAUUGUUGCGAAGGCUCUUCUCGAGGGCGCACCGCAAAUGGGUAUGGGUGGUGUUGUUGCCCAGAGUGGCUCUCAUCCAAUCAAGCUUUUGAUUUCACACAACCAGAUGGGCACGAUUAUCGGCCGACAGGGUCUGAAAAUCAAACAUAUCCAGGAUGUCUCUGGAGUCCGUAUGGUCGCGCAGAAGGAGAUGCUACCUCAAUCCACAGAGCGCAUUGUGGAGGUCCAAGGCACCCCCGAGGGCAUCCAAAAGGCUGUUUGGGAAAUUUGCAAGUGUUUAGUCGAUGACUGGCAGAGAGGAACUGGAACAGUCUUGUAUAACCCCGUUGUCCGCACACAACCAGGUGCUGCCGGAGGAAUGGGUGGUGGACAAGCCCUAGGUGGGAGCCCGCGUGGUGAUUAUGGCAACAACCGUGUUAUGCGCACUGGCAACGGGGCCGAUUUCAGUAAUGAAGCACCUCGCUCUUACAACAAUCGCCGAUCGGACUCUGAUGCUGCUCAACGAGGCCCUCCUACCCACGAUGAGAAUGGAGAGGAGCUCCAAACUCAGAACAUCAGCAUUCCAUCGGACAUGGUCGGAUGCAUCAUUGGUCGCGCAGGAAGCAAGAUCAGUGAGAUUCGCAAGACCUCUGGCGCCCGCAUCAGCAUUGCCAAGUCUCCCCACGAUGAGACUGGAGAACGUAUGUUCACCAUCAUGGGUAGCCAGAAGGCUAACGAGACAGCCCUGUAUCUUCUCUACGAGAACCUCGAGGCCGAGAAAAUGCGCCGAAGCCAAGGCAAUGCUCAGGACUGA
This is a messenger RNA of Glarea lozoyensis ATCC 20868, 1131 nucleotides long. Its product is annotated as Eukaryotic type KH-domain (KH-domain type I). The record is from RefSeq and is a predicted model, not a curated record. The transcript is spliced from 2 exons. Gene Ontology annotation, cellular component: nucleus; cytoplasm. NCBI's taxonomy places the organism in Eukaryota, Fungi, Ascomycota, Leotiomycetes, Helotiales, Helotiaceae. Gene Ontology annotation, molecular function: mRNA 3'-UTR AU-rich region binding. The coding region runs from base 1 to 1131 and encodes 376 amino acids. Gene Ontology annotation, biological process: 3'-UTR-mediated mRNA stabilization.